CAACCAAGCUGUUAUGUUAUCACUUGGGUUGGCCAAAAUCACACUGAUUUCAAUUCAAAUUUUCAAUGGCUCUCCGACUCUGUAAUCCCAAUCCGCUUCGCCAUUCUCUUCUCCCUCCAAUUUCACACAAACCUGCUACCACCACAACCAGAUUCUCAGUUCGGAGCUCCAUUUCCAUCCGGAACGAUUCUCGCAAGCUAGUUCUGGAAGUGAAAGAGAAGCUUGAGAAAGAUCAUCAUUAUCUUCCGGUUGGGAAAAAUGGAAGAGAUGAUGAAGAUAUGAUCCUCUGGUUCCUUAAAGACAGGAAGUUUUCUGUCGAAGAAACCGUGUUCAAAUUGUCCAAAGCUAUUAAAUGGCGUCAAGAAUUUGGAGUGUCCGAAUUGACUGAAGAUUCAGUAAAAAGAAUGGCUGAGACUGGAAAAGGAUACGUACAUGACUUUCUAGAUGUCAAUGAUAGACCAGUGCUCGUAGUGGUGGCAUCCAAGCAUAUUCCGUCUGUGAAUGAUACAGUUGAGAAUGAGAGGCUCUGUGUGUUUUUGGUUGAAAAAGCAUUGAGUAAACUACCACCAGGGAGAGAAGGCAUACUUGGCAUACUUGAUCUUCGGGGCUUCAGUACAGAGAAUGCAGAAAUAAGAUUCUUAACAUUUUUGUUUGAUGUAUUCUACUAUUAUUAUCCUAAACGACUGGGUCAAGUUCUCUUCGUGGAUGCUCCAUUUGUGUUCCAGCCAAUCUGGCAGCUUACAAAACCCUUACUCAAAUCAUAUUCAUCUCUGGUGAGAUUUUGUUCUGUGGAGACUGUGCGAAAGGAGUAUUUCACAGAAGAAACAUUGCCGCCUAGCUUCAGAGCUGAGUAACAUUACUAUAUAUGACAUGGUAUACUACUGUAGUAACUUAAUAAAAGAAGAGCUUCGGAUAUUUGAAAUAUUUGUUUCGGAUGGACCAAAAUUUGGAUUAGGUCAGUGGAGUAAUCAAGCUUCUUACAGAUUAAAUAGGACCCUCUCUUCUAGAGAGGAAUACCCAUUUAGUCAUUAUAGAUACUUAGGAGAAUCUCCAUAUUCUGGAAUUGGAGAAAAGUUGACACAAGAUUUAUAUUUCAGAAUGACAAAACAAGUGCUCUUGUUUUCUAUAGUUUCUUUUCUCGGCAAAAUAAAUAAAUACUCUUAUUUUUUGGUA
Messenger RNA from Humulus lupulus (European hop), 1173 nucleotides. Its product is annotated as CRAL-TRIO domain-containing protein C3H8.02. The record is from RefSeq and is a predicted model, not a curated record. Bases 66 to 854 code for a protein of 262 amino acids. The transcript has 6 exons. Lineage: Eukaryota; Viridiplantae; Streptophyta; Magnoliopsida; Rosales; Cannabaceae.